AUUUUAUCAGCUACUGACAUGUGUACGCCUUAUCUUUGUUUAAUUUACUUUCUAGACGUCACGCUGCCUCUAGUUCCACAAUGGUAUCUAUGUAUUGAUUGCUGACAAUGUCAUUAGGGUAUAUACAUACUUGCUGUGGAAGACACGUUAUCACCUUUGUUCUGCCUCCUUCAUUCAACCGCAGCUGUGUACUGCAUCCAACCUGAACAAGUGACUUCAGCGAUGUCAAGUAGCGACGACGAGCCCCAUCUACUCGUUGAGAAGUGUGGUUCUUCGCGAGGAAGACCAAUCUACGUGAUUACGAAGUACACGCCCGACAGAUACCAUAGCCGGACAAGAGAAAUAAGGUGUAUGGACCUGGGGCCAGAAGCUCUAGGUUCCUACAGGGCGCGACAAGGAGGUUGCACUCAAAUACAGUUCUUCAAUGAAUCUUCUGGUGUUCUCAAAUGCACAAAUGCUGAUUGUGGCAUGGAGUUCUCUAAGACAAGCCUUCGAGACAACCCCUACAUCGAGGUUCGGGGAUUACCUUACUGAAGUCCUUUCUUGCGGCAAUAUGUCAGUCGCAUGUUAAGUAAUCGUCAUUGUUGCUCCUUGCCUAGAUAG
Pisolithus orientalis is the source of this 603-nucleotide messenger RNA. RefSeq lists its product as uncharacterized. The transcript has 5 exons. The record is from RefSeq and is a predicted model, not a curated record. Lineage: Eukaryota; Fungi; Basidiomycota; Agaricomycetes; Boletales; Pisolithaceae. The coding region runs from base 223 to 534 and encodes 103 amino acids.